Messenger RNA from Moneuplotes crassus, 738 nucleotides. Lineage: Eukaryota; Ciliophora; Spirotrichea; Euplotida; Euplotidae. The record is from the annotation of a GenBank genome assembly.
AUGAUCCUGUGAAUCCUUGAAAGUUGAGAUUUCUGGUAUUUAUUAGCCCUCUCUUCCUCGAUCUUCUUCUUAAUCUGAUAUUUUCUUCUCUCUUUUUGAGGUUUAUCUCUUGGAGGCUUUUGAGUUGACUCGAGAUUGAAGGAUCAAGCUUUUUCUAGUUCUUUUUGAAGUAUUCUCUUUUCAAUAAUCUCUAGGUUUCCUGGUGCCCCUUUUAGAAGAUCAAAUUGAGACUUCUUCCUUCUGCUGUCUGUCUUUUCUGGAGCCUUAUGCAUCUGUAGAUUGAGCGGAUGAAUAGAUGGAAUAGGAAACAAUGGAGGAGGCAUUUUAUUCACUAUUCUUCGAGGAUUUGUUCUGUUGAUAUCUGGAACGGGGUCAGAUUUUUUCAUUGGAAUUAUAUUUUCAUUCAAUUUCAAAUUGCUCAUUCUCUUUGAAUCUUGCUGUUCACCCAAAGGAUUGUCAGUUCGAUCUCUUCUAUUUAUCAGUCCGAGGUUUUGAGGAGAAGUCAUUUUUCUUGAUAUGUUUUGUCAGCCAUCAACUCCAUCUCUUUCUUUCUGAGAAGUUUCUCUUUGAGGUUGAGGAGUUUUCUGAUCCUGGCAAUUUGCAUUUCUCUUUGUUGCGAUAUCUACAAAAAUAUUUCUUUUAUCCUGAGGGGAUCUAUUCCAAAUUUUGAAUGCAAUAAAUACUCCUUCAAUAGGGUUUCAAAUUUUUCCUUUAAUGAACUCUUUAUGGAAGCAAUAG